Molecule: messenger RNA, 1525 nt
Organism: Diuraphis noxia (Russian wheat aphid)
Lineage: Eukaryota; Metazoa; Arthropoda; Insecta; Hemiptera; Aphididae
Cellular component (GO): extracellular matrix
Source: RefSeq, a predicted model, not a curated record
UUACCAAUACUGUAUUAUUAUACAUAUUUUACAAAUUUUACAUUAACUUUUGCUGACGAUUGAGGGGCAUUGUUCAUGUUGAAUUUGCGCUUUUUUGUUGUCUAAAUCUGAUUAUAAUAUUUUAUUUUUAUUUUUGGUGCAAAUGCAGCAUGUCGCAAAUAAGCUACUUCCAAUGAUUUAUAAACAUAUAUUACCAUGAUCAUCAUUAAUCUUGUGUGUUAUACCGCAGGCCAAACCACACUACUCGUUCGCGUAUGGCGUGGAGAACCCGAACACGGGCGACAGCCACGGUCACUCUGAGACGCGUGACGGUUCGCACGUAACCGGCGAGUAUACCGUAAUGGAACCGGACGGCGUGCUAAGGCGGGUGCAAUACACGGCCGACCCCAAAAACGGUUUCCGAGCGUCCGUCCGGUACGUCCGACCCGACGGCGAAGAGUCGCCCAAUCGCGACCAUGGUUACCACAGUGAACCAGAACGUUUACCGGAGCCGCCUCCACAUCAUCAGCAGCAGUCCGAGUACGAGUCUGGUGGCGGCGGUGGCGAUGACGAUCUGCGUCCGUUCGCGUUACAGCCGCAAUCGCUGUCCCUGUCGUCCGAGUACGAGUCGGAGGUUGACGGAGAACCGUUCGCGCCGCAGUUGCCGCGACCGCAACCGCUUUCGUUGAAUUUUGGUUACAACAAGUACAACGACUUCAAUAACAACAACAACAACAACAAUGUCAACGACGAUGACGACGACAACAGCGGUGACUACGGCAGUAGCCGCCCGUCUGCGUUCAAGUUCCCGUCGCCAUCAAACAGUCCAUUCUUCAAGGCGCCCGACGCAGUUAAUGAUUCGGGUGACUAUGGAGACAGUGAUAAGUACUAUCAUUGGCCGGGCACGCUGGGCCCGGCGUCUCCACCACCAUCGCCGUCGUCGUUUGGUCUAUCAUCGUCCCCUUCACCGUUCGGUUUGCCACCGUCUGCGCCACCSUCGUUCGACGACGACAGUGGCCCGGCGACCGCAUCGUCAGCCACACCGUUUGUCGGCUUCGUCAAGCGUCCAUCGCCGACGGCGCCGCUGCCUUGUCGACCUCAGCUGCCGCCCAGCCGUGCGCCGCUGUCGUCGGACAUCAUGAGCUACCAGACGAGCCACUCAAACAAUCUGCCGUUGUUCUUCAAAUCGUCGGGCGACCGCGAGCUUGAACAUUUCCAGUCGCUGCAUGCGGACAUCGACGACGAUGACGACCACGACGACAUCGAAAACUAUGAAUCGGACGACAGCGACACGGAAAACGCGCGCGUGGCCGACGUCGUCCGUCUGUCGCCGUCCCCCAAAUCGGCACCGUCACGUUCGCUAUCCUCGCAGACGUCUACGCCACAGCCGCCUUCCCUAACGAUCUCGGCCACUGCCAACCCAUCUGUGGCUCACACGCCGCAACCGUCGUUUCGCCGGCCAUCGUCGCCACUCGAAGCCCUCGACCUGUCCCCGUCACCGACCAUGACACCCAUUCAGCCGACCAUCAUCGACAUCGACGUCUAA